Molecule: messenger RNA, 339 nt
Organism: Ichthyophthirius multifiliis
Lineage: Eukaryota; Ciliophora; Oligohymenophorea; Hymenostomatida
Exons: 2
Source: RefSeq, a predicted model, not a curated record
AUGUAAUAAAUUUUUUUAUUUAUUUUCCAAAUUUUAUUAAAUCUAUUUUUCUGUUCCCAAUAUUUCGAAGAAUACAACAAAUACGAUUACUUAGACAACGGUGAUAACUGGUAAUGGGAUGAUAUAUAAAAUUGUAAAAAAUCCUUAAUAUAAAGUCCCAUAGAUUUAACAAUAGAAAAUUCAUAAAUAUCUGAAAAUCAAUAUAUGUUCCCACACUAUAAUCCAGGAAAAAUGAACGUUACAAAACUAAAUACUACGGUAUAUUUAAACUCAGUUGAUGAUACCGGAUUAGGCAGGUACUUUUAGAAUGGAUUAUAUAAGAUUUAGAACUCCGUCUGA